AUAAUUGAAAAAAAGGAAAGAAAAUACAAAGCUAACACUUCUCUUUCUCUCUCUAGUCUCUCUCUAUCUCCUCUACCAUGUAUGUCUCUGUAUCUGUACUAGAAAUCAACAACUUAGAAUCAUUUUCUUUUUCGUUUCCCUCCAUAGAUCUCAAAAAUUUGCUCUCAUCUCAACCCUAAUUUUCGCUUCAUCCUAUAUUAUAUAACAAUCGCUAACACAUUCUUCAUCUUCUGUUAUUCAAAAACUUCAUCAUCUGCACUGAUCGAUGAUUCUGGAACCUUCAUGAAUCUCCAUCUUCUUCAUGGGCCAACACCACAACCCUUACCAUGCCUGAGCUGCGUACCCGACCUCGCAGAAACCGCCUGUUAGAUAACGCUAAUACGAAUCCGAUUACCCGACCUCACUCACCGGCGGCCGUCGGAGCCGGCCGGAGGAGGAGAACCUCCGCCGCUGCUACUCAGACCAAGAGGAAUCGGAGGCAGAAGAACGCGAUCGCUGCAGAUGAAAUCGGUCAUAUUGUGAACAACGACGACGCCGGUGCCGUUCGUGAAGCCAGGGCCAGAGAGUUGAAAGACGAGCAAGGAGAGCCGGUUAGGGUUUUGGAGGAGGAAGCCAUGGAUGAGUAUGAUAGUGGUGGCCGCAGCGCCGAUAAGGCUCCGGGUGCCGAAGACGAUGGCAGCACCGCUCCACUUCCUGAGAAGGUCCAGGUUGGUUGUUCCCCGUUAUACAGAGUUGAGAGAAAACUUGGGAAAGGAGGAUUUGGACAAGUCUAUGUUGGUCGGCGUGCAGGAGCUACUACAAAUUCUAGUGAACGAACUGGUUCGGCCGCUAUUGAGGUAGCUUUAAAAUUUGAGCAUAGAAGCAGCAAGGGGUGCAAUUAUGGACCUCCAUAUGAGUGGCAGGUUUACAAUGCACUAGGUGGUAGUCACGGUGUUCCACGAGUUCAUUACAAGGGACGGCAAGGUGACUACUAUAUUAUGGUCAUGGAUAUUCUUGGCCCUAGUCUAUGGGAUGUUUGGAAUAACAACUCACACACGAUGUCGACUGAAAUGGUUGCAUGUAUCGCAAUUGAGGCUAUCUCCAUAUUAGAGAAGAUGCAUUCUAGAGGAUAUGUGCACGGUGAUGUAAAGCCGGAGAACUUUUUGCUUGGCCCCCCUGGAACUCCUGAUGAGAAGAAGUUGUUUCUGGUUGAUCUUGGAUUAGGUAAAUAUACCACAGCAACUCGGUGGCGUGAUAGUUCAACUGGCCUUCAUGUUGACUAUGAUCAACGCCCAGAUGUAUUUAGGGGCACAGUUCGUUAUGCUAGUGUGCAUGCUCAUCUUGGUAGAACAGGUAGCAGGAGAGAUGACUUGGAAUCUCUUGCUUACACACUUGUCUUCCUUCUUCGUGGUCGGCUACCUUGGCAAGGAUUUCAGGGAGAAAAUAAAGGAUUUCAAGUCUGCAAGAAAAAGAUGGCCACUUCUCCAGAAGCUUUGUGUUGCUUUUGUCCUCAACCUUUCCGGCAGUUUGUUGAAUAUGUAGUGAAUUUGAAGUUUGAUGAAGAACCAAAUUAUGCAAAAUAUAUAUCCCUUUUCGAUGGAAUUGUGGGUCCAAAUCCAGACAUCAGGCCAAUAAACACUGAGGGUGCUCAAAAGCUUAUAUGUCAGGUUGGACAUAAGAGAGGGCGAUUGACCAUGGAAGAGGAUGAUGAUGAACAACCAAAGAAGAAGGUGCGAAUGGGAAUGCCAGCAACUCAAUGGAUUAGUGUUUACAAUGCUCGUCGACCAAUGAAGCAAAGGUAUCAUUACAAUGUUGCUGAUAUGCGGCUGUCCCAACACAUUGAGAAAGGAAAUGAAGAUGGUUUGUUCAUCAGCAGUGUGGCAUCUUGUUCUAAUCUUUGGGCACUCAUUAUGGAUGCUGGCACUGGUUUCACUGCACAAGUUUAUCAACUCUCGUCCCACUUUCUUAACAAGGAAUGGAUUAUGGAACAGUGGGAGAAGAAUUAUUACAUUAGUGCCGUAGCUGGAGCUAAUAAUGGGUGCUCAUUGGUUGUAAUGUCUAAAGGGACCCAGUACUUACAGCAAUCCUAUAAAGUCAGUGAUUCAUUUCCAUUUAAGUGGAUCAACAAAAAAUGGAGAGAAGGAUUUUACGUCACUGCUAUGGCCACUGCUGGCACUAGAUGGGCAAUUAUUAUGUCCCGAGGGGCUGGUUUUUCAGACCAGGUUGUGGAACUUGAUUUCCUGUAUCCCAGUGAAGGCAUUCAUCGACGAUGGGAUAGCGGUCACCGCAUCACCUCAACUGCUGCAACAUGGGACCAAGCUGCUUUUGUUCUUAGUGUUCCUAGAAGAAAGCCAGCUGAUGAAACUCAAGAGACACUCCGCACAUCUGCUUUUCCUAGUACUCAUGUCAAGGAAAAAUGGGCAAAGAACCUCUAUAUUGCAUCUAUUUGUUAUGGGAGAACAGUUUCAUAAAUUGCUGAUUUUUUUUGAGAUUACAGCUGACAUCAUUUUGACCUCUUGCCCUUACAUCUUCCAGUUGGGAACUGAAGAUCCAGUCUGACAAAUUUUCUAAACUAUGCAGUUCAACAUUGAUGUAUGCUAGACCUUUCUUUAUGGUCGCCAUCACAUAUCGUAUGAUACAAAAUCUGUGCACCGUAUUUCAACUGUGUCAAAAAGGCUUACGAUUUAUGAGCAAAAUUAGAUCUUUUGAUAUAAAUUUGUACAGAUCUGAGCAGUUAUUACUAUAUUAAAGGCAUGUGCACAGGUUAGGUUUUUUUUGUCUAUUGAUGGUAUUUUGCAAAUAUGCAACCUAUUUUUCCAUGGGAACUGGACAUUUUAAGCAGUGCAGCCUUGUAAUUAGCCCUUUUUAUCCCUACCUCUUUUGACUUCAAGCUACUUCUGGGCUUGUCAAUGCCUGAAUUUGACCUUAUAAGACAGAAAGUUGUAUGCUAUGGCAGCAGUUUGUAAUUGUUUAAUUAUUGUAAUCCCAAUAUUAUUAUUAUUAUUAUUCGUUGUUGUCUUUUACGUGUUAAUUAUAUAUUAUGUUCAGCUACCCCCAACCGUGUAUUUGGUUUGUGGGUUCAUCUCAUGAAAUGUAAAUGGGGUUAGUCUGAUUGAAAUGAAGGAUGAGAAUGCUUUAGUUUCAUUUCUCUUUUAAAGAAUUGUGAUCAUCUUUUUUUAUUUGUUUCUUUUGCUUUUGACAAUUUUGUUUUUGCGCUGUCAGUUUGCUAAUUAUUUAAUACUUUACCAUGAUUGUUUCAAUUUGGAAAAUCGUGUCAUCUACAUGUGUCAAUCUAUAUGAUUGUGUACGAAUGGGAGCCUUGUAAGCAUAAGUUCAGUUACUAGCAGUUGCAAAUAACUGCCAUCUAUUUUGCAGAUAAUGACUCUGAAAAUUAAAUCUGUAUUGUUCUAGCCACUUUUUACUUCCACUAUCUGAAGUCUGCAUGAUGGGUUCUACAUGAUUGGGUGCUUAUUUUGUUUGAUUCUUUUUCUAACAUCCAACAUUGCAAGAUGUACUUUUGAUUCUUAUGAGAAGUUGACUAUCUGGGAAGCUCAUCUUAGGUAAUAACUUCUGUACCUCUUCAUUAUUGACUUUUGUAUUACUUGAGAGUUUACUUGGACAUAUGAAGCAGUAUUUUGAUUCUGCAGCUCUUUUUUUUCAAUUUCUUAUUCUGUGCAGCUAAGAUGUUCUCGUAGUUUGAUCUAGAUAUGCUCUAUAUGGAUGAAUCAUUUGAUGUUCUUUUGGCCUGAUGGCACUAAGCGUCAGUUCCUAACAUUUGUUACUUAAUCUGCAUUUCUCUUCUCAAUAGAAACUCAGGUUGUUUGGAUAAUUCAUUUAACUUCUGUGACUGGUAACUUGCAGAUUUUCCUGGUUGGUCCAGACCAUGAUUAUAAUGCUGGAGCAACCCAUGUGUCAAAGGAAAUCUGAAGCUGUUAAAGGAACUGGUGUUUUUGGAAUUAUUUACCGUAUGUGUUAGGGUGAGGGAUUGUAAUUGAAUCCGACGGCGGAUGGCUUCAAUUUGUUAUGUUCUCUUCUAAUGCUUUGUCAAAAUUACGGUAUUUUAAAUGUCACAUUAUUACAACUAUUUUUUACUGAGUUGGAGAUCAAAUAGAGAAAUAGUUGUGCUUCCAUGUGAAGUUGUGACGUUGGUACGAUUAUCCUUCAAUGUUGUCUGUCAUCUUUUUCUUUUUUAAGAAAAAAAAUCUGAGACCUCUAAGUAGUUGCACGAACUGUAUAACAGGAUUCUCUCUCUCUCUCUCUUAGUGUUGACUUCUGUGCAUCAGCUGCAAGGUUUUCCAAUUCAUUGUUCCUGUCACGCAACUUAAUACCGUGCUCGAUAUCAGCUUUCUGCUACAAAGAAACAUGAAAGGUACUGUAAGAUGGAUCCUUGAUUUGAGAAAAGCUUUUCCAGAUAUGCUUUAUAACACAAGAUAUUCGGGAUGGCGUAAUGAUAUCAAUACACUAAACCGAGCCAGCUUGCCUUUAGUUGAGCUAGGAUGUGAAAGUUGCUUACCGACUUUUUGGCUGGAUUAAAGAAUAUAUUGAUGGAUGCCAUUGGGAAAAAGCAUCCUUAGUUCAUAGUCGGUGUGUAUUAAAUUACAUGUAACGUUUGCAUCAAUUUGUGUAC
This is a messenger RNA of Gastrolobium bilobum, 4606 nucleotides long. Its product is annotated as casein kinase 1-like protein HD16. The transcript has 16 exons. Gene Ontology annotation, cellular component: cytoplasm; nucleus. Gene Ontology annotation, biological process: signal transduction; endocytosis; peptidyl-serine phosphorylation. NCBI's taxonomy places the organism in Eukaryota, Viridiplantae, Streptophyta, Magnoliopsida, Fabales, Fabaceae. Gene Ontology annotation, molecular function: protein serine/threonine kinase activity; ATP binding. The record is from RefSeq and is a predicted model, not a curated record. Bases 327 to 2450 code for a protein of 707 amino acids.